AAAAAAAUAAAAGAGCAGAUAAACAGUGUGAGAGCUUGGAGGCUUUUAAGAGCGAUUGAUCUUCUGGUUUAUUUUGUGUUUAAUCCCAUCCCCCCCUCUCUGUAAUCCCCGCUUCUCUGAAUCCCUUUCUGUUAAUCAUCUGUCUUUCAAAAAGUGAUGAUUUUUGGGUUUGUUUUUCUAAAUUAACAUAAAAAAAGCAAACUUAGAAGGAUUUUUCUCUCGAAAGCCAGGUGUUUUCAGAAUCGAGAUCCAGGUUUUAUGUUUUUAUUUUUAGCUAAAUUUUAAUUUUUUUGUCCUUUGAAAAAAUCAGUUUGGAGGGUUAAUUUUUGGUCCCUCAAGGUUGGUUUUUUGUUUGAUUUUCUGGGAGAAAAAGAGGUUGAUUAUUUGAAAUCUCUUUCCUGAAAAACCCACUUCCUGUUCUUUAAUUUUGACAAGAAACAGGUUGAUUUCUAGGUUAAUUAAUUUCUCUGUUGUUAAUUAUUAUUAUUUUAAAUUUUCGUGAUUUGAGUGUGUUUUGAAGGCAUGGCAACUACAAUGGAUUUCUACAGUAGCAGAGCAGCUUUUCAAUCAUCAUCAGAUCCCUUCGGAGGUGAGCUGAUGGAAGCACUUGAGCCUUUUAUGAAAAGUGCUUCUUCAUCGCCGCCGCCGCCGUCUUCCCUCCCCACCACCGCCACGUCUCCUCCUUCCUUCGCCCCUUUCCUUCCCUCUUUCCCUUCUUCCUCCUCCUCCUACGACUUCCUCUCUUCCUCAAACCAGCCCAGUUUCUACGAUUACGGUUGCUCCACCUCCUCCAUGACCCAAUUGUUUUCAGAUGGGUUAUUUGAGAAGCACCACCAGCAACUGCCGUCAAUCGGGCUGAACCACCUGACCCCUCCCAGAUCCACCAAAUCCAAGCCCAGAUCCAGUCCCAAUCCCAAUCCCAAUCCCAACCCCAACAAACCCAAAUCUCUUGGGAAAAACCACCAACAAGUUUCUCAGCCGUCGUCUCAUACUCUCAGCUUCCUCGGCCCCAAACCCGUCUUGAUGAAGCAGGUGGGCUCCUCCGGUUCGCCGCCGAAACCCACCAAGCUUUACAGGGGUGUCAGGCAACGCCACUGGGGCAAAUGGGUCGCUGAGAUUAGGCUCCCUAAGAACCGCACCAGGCUCUGGCUAGGAACUUUCGACACGGCGGAGGAAGCUGCUCUGGCUUACGACAAGGCAGCUUACAAGCUCAGAGGCGACUUCGCCAGGCUCAAUUUCCCGCACCUCCGCCACAAUGGGUCAGUCGUCGGAGGCGAGUUCGGCGAGUACAAGCCUCUGCAUGCUUCUGUCGACGCCAAGCUUCAAGCCAUCUGCGAAGGCUUGGCCGAAACUCAGAAACAGGGCAAGGCAGCGAAGCCCGCCAAGAGGUCAUCCGCUGCAGCGAGCCGACAGCCGGCCCCGGAGACUUUGGCCGUCAAGGUUGAAACCUCGUCGCCGGUGAUGACUGAUAGCGAGGGGUCUGCCGGGUCUUCGCCGCUUUCCGAUCUGACUUUCGGCGACUCUACGGAGCCGUGGGAGAACAGCGGCGCUUCCGAGAGCACUGCCGUGUUAGAGAAGUACCCGUCCGAGAUUGAUUGGGCUUCGAUCUUCAGUUAAUUGGUGUUGUUAAUCAUGUUUAAUUGUAAUUGGGUAUGGUUUAGUUACAAGUAAUUAAGUUGAUUGGGGGUUCUAGUGGCUACUGCAAUCAAGUUUUUGGGAUAUGCAGAGCUACAUUUGAAUUAGGGUUUUAGUUGGUCCAAUUGGGGUUUUAGUAUGUUAAUAUGAUGUACAACAUCUCCGCCAUGGUGGGCUGGUUUUUUUCUUGCUAGACCAUGAGUGAUUCAAUAUAUGUAUGUAUGAUUCC
Malus domestica (apple) is the source of this 1864-nucleotide messenger RNA. RefSeq names its product ethylene-responsive transcription factor RAP2-13-like. NCBI's taxonomy places the organism in Eukaryota, Viridiplantae, Streptophyta, Magnoliopsida, Rosales, Rosaceae. Gene Ontology annotation, cellular component: nucleus. Gene Ontology annotation, molecular function: sequence-specific DNA binding; DNA-binding transcription factor activity. The record is from RefSeq and is marked provisional. Gene Ontology annotation, biological process: regulation of DNA-templated transcription.